Folsomia candida is the source of this 2085-nucleotide messenger RNA. RefSeq names its product tryptophanase. The record is from RefSeq and is a predicted model, not a curated record. Gene Ontology annotation, biological process: aromatic amino acid metabolic process. The coding region runs from base 328 to 1878 and encodes 516 amino acids. The transcript is spliced from 3 exons. Gene Ontology annotation, molecular function: carbon-carbon lyase activity. Lineage: Eukaryota; Metazoa; Arthropoda; Collembola; Entomobryomorpha; Isotomidae.
AGGGCAAAAAUUCAAGAUUUGUGCAGUAAGAAUUAUUACUUUGUGGUCAGAGUUAAUUUUAGGGUAAAUUUUGGCUUAAACAGUAAAUAACCGUCGCCGUUCCUACUUUUGACAAAAGUUAGCAGGUCACAGCAAUCUUCAAUAAGUUUCAGAAUAGGGAAUGGAACGUGGUAUUUUUCUCACCAAAAUACAUAUCCAGGAUGUUCUGCUCUACAACUGAUUACAAUUUCUCAUAUUUCUAGCAAGAAUUGAGUUUCCAAAUAUAAUUGAGUCAAUUUCCUCAGGGUUACUUGUAAACGACUACUUCAAGUAGACGGUGCUGAUCUAAUGCAGGAAACUCACUCCAUGGCUGGGGACAAUUACAUUACAGAAAAUUCCCUCCAAUGCCACACACUCCCUAAAACCAAUCAUAAACUUACACACACUAACGGAGUCCAUAAAGUGUACAAGAUCAUGGGACCUUACGAACCUGAAAAAAACUUAAUUGCCCCAUCAUCCAUCUCACAACCCCCCACCGAGCUAGAAUUCGGAUGGAUUCCCCCCUACAAAACCAAGACGAUCGAACCCAUAACGAUUUCCACGCGGACAGACCGUCUGAAAUGGAUCACUGCCGCAAAAUACAACUUAUUCAAUCUCUCCACCGACCAAAUUAUCCUAGAUUUCCUCACCGAUUCGGGCACCGGAGCGAUGAGUGCGCGUCAAACUGGGCAUCUUAUCACGGGCGACGAAACCUACGCGGGAAGCUCGUCGUUCUCCAAUUUUACUAAAGCAGUCCAAAAUUUUACCUCAUUUCCCGAAAUUAUACCCGUCCAUCAAGGCAGGGCCGCUGAGCGGAUCUUGUUUAGCACCCUGGGCGUAAAUUCGUCUCACGUUAUCCCAUCAAACGGGCAUUUUGACACGACCCAAGCAAACAUUCAGCUCCUUGGAGGCACCACGGUUGACUUUAAAUCGACCGAUGCCACCCUUUUCCAAGGAGGUAUGGACAUCUCCAAAUUAUCGACAUUUUUAAAGAAAAAUUCCGACCACGUCCCCUUCGUCAUGGUCACCGUGACCAACAACACGUACGGAGGUCAGCCCGUCUCCAUGUCCAACCUGAAAAAGGUUAGCAGCAUUUGCGCCUGGUAUGGAAAACCGGUGUUCAUCGACGCCUGCAGAAUCGCGGAAAACGCCUACUUCAUCAAGCGGGACGAACCCGGGUUUGAAAAUAGCACAAUUUCCGACAUAAUUCGGGAAAUGUUGCAUUAUUCGGACGGGAUGACGAUGAGUGCGAAGAAAGAUGGCUUGUCCCACAUCGGGGGCUGGAUUGCGGUCAAAGAUCCCGCUCUGGCGGAAAAAUUGAAAGCCUUGCUCAUAGUGACGGAAGGAUUUUCCACGUAUGGCGGACUAGCUGGGAGAGAUUUGGACGCGAUUUCACAGGGCUUACGGGAAGUCGUGGAUGAGCAAUAUUUGGCCCAUAGGAUCAACUCGGUGGCGCAUUUUGGUCAGAUGUUGGUCGAUCUUGGAAUCCCAGUCGUGCAGCCGUUUGGUGGUCACGCGGUUUAUAUCGAUGCAAACAAAUUUUUGCAAGAUUGCGUCAGUCCGCAAAAUUUUCCGGCGCAUUCACUCGCCAUUCAGCUUUAUAUCGAGGGAGGGAUCAGAACGUGUGGUCUGGGCAGUUUUGUCUUCCCCGAGAGUACGGAUGAACUUGUAAGGAUUGCCGUACCGAGACGGGUUUAUGCCAAGGAGCAUUUUGAAUAUGCGGUAAAAGUAGUUGCCAAAGUCUUCAGGGAGAGAACGUUGGUGAAAGGGAUGCAAAUUUUGAAGGAAUCUGGACUUAUGAGACAUUUCUCGGCGGAGCUGGUCCCCGUUGAGGAAAAUGAUUGUGUGAAUUAUUCCUAAAUUUAUGAAUUUCUUUAAAUAAUUUUUAUUGGUUUGGCACACACACUAUAUGUACGCAGAGUUUAUUGAUUAAAUAUCUGUUGCGCUUAACUAACAAUUUACAAAUUAUUUAUGUAUUCUUUGCAGGGAAAUAUUAUGCAAUUUCUUACUUGUUCUAAUCGUAUUUAAAGAUAAUUAUUAAUAAAAUCAUUAAUUGAUCAGCUAAUG